Equus caballus (horse) is the source of this 7892-nucleotide messenger RNA. It is a transcript of the gene MAN1A2, whose product is annotated as mannosidase alpha class 1A member 2. Gene Ontology annotation, biological process: mannose trimming involved in glycoprotein ERAD pathway; carbohydrate metabolic process. Gene Ontology annotation, molecular function: mannosyl-oligosaccharide 1,2-alpha-mannosidase activity; calcium ion binding. The record is from RefSeq and is a predicted model, not a curated record. Gene Ontology annotation, cellular component: extracellular exosome; endoplasmic reticulum; Golgi membrane. NCBI's taxonomy places the organism in Eukaryota, Metazoa, Chordata, Mammalia, Perissodactyla, Equidae.
AAAUAUUCUGUCCAAGAGCGUAAACGAUGACUACCCCAGCCCUGCUGCCCCUAUCCGGACGAAGGAUACCUCCUCUGAACCUGGGGCCGCCUUCCUUCCCCCAUCACAGGGCGACUUUGAGACUUUCUGAGAAGUUUAUCCUCCUCCUUAUUCUAAGUGCCUUCAUCACCCUGUGUUUUGGGGCAUUCUUCUUCCUUCCAGACUCUUCAAAACACAAACGCUUUGAUCUGGGUUUGGAAGAUGUGUUAAUUCCUCAUGUAGAUGCCAACAGAGGGGCUAAGAACCCUGGAGUCUUCCUGAUCCAUGGACCCGAUGAACAUAGACACAGGGAAGAAGAAGAACGUUUGAGAAAUAAAAUCCGAGCCGAUCACGAGAAGGCCCUGGAGGAAGCGAAAGAAAAAUUAAAAAAGUCAAGAGAGGAAAUCCGAGCAGAAAUUCAGACAGAGAAAAACAAGGUAGUCCAAGAAAUGAAGACAAAAGAGAAAAAGCCACUGCCACCAGUCCCUAUCCCAAACUUGACAGGAAUAAAUGGUGGAGAUCCAGAAAGUAGUGACAUAAGAAAGAAAAGGGAAAAAAUUAAAGAGAUGAUGAAACAUGCCUGGGAUAAUUAUAGGAUAUAUGGAUGGGGACAUAAUGAACUCAGACCUAUUGCAAGGAAAGGACACUCCACUAAUAUAUUUGGAAGUUCACAAAUGGGUGCCACCAUAGUAGAUGCUUUGGAUACCCUUUAUAUCAUGGGACUUCUUGAUGAAUUCCGAGAUGGGCAAAAAUGGAUUGAAGACAACCUUGAUUUCAGUGUGAAUUCAGAGGUGUCUGUGUUUGAAGUCAACAUUCGAUUUAUUGGAGGCCUCCUUUCAGCAUAUUAUCUUUCAGGAGAGGAGAUAUUCAAGAUUAAAGCAGUCCAGUUGGCUGAGAAACUCCUUCCUGCCUUUAACACACCUACUGGGAUUCCCUGGGCAAUGGUGAAUCUGAAAAGUGGAGUAGGGCGAAACUGGGGCUGGGCAUCUGCAGGCAGCAGCAUUCUUGCUGAAUUUGGUACGCUACAUAUGGAGUUUGUUCACCUCAGCUACUUGACAGGGGAUCCAGUUUACUACAAAAAGGUCAUGCACAUCCGGAAACUGCUUCAGAAAAUGGAUCGUCCAAAUGGUCUUUAUCCAAAUUAUUUGAACCCAAGAACAGGUCGCUGGGGUCAGUAUCAUACAUCAGUUGGAGGGCUGGGAGACAGUUUUUAUGAAUACUUACUAAAAGCGUGGUUGAUGUCAGAUAAAACAGACCAUGAGGCGAGAAAAAUGUAUGAUGAUGCUAUUGAGGCUAUAGAAAAACAUCUUAUUAAGAAGUCCCGUGGAGGUCUUACCUUUAUUGGAGAAUGGAAAAAUGGACACUUGGAAAAGAAGAUGGGGCAUUUGGCCUGCUUUGCUGGGGGAAUGUUUGCACUAGGAGCAGAUGGUUCCAGAAUGGAUAAAGCUGGUCACUAUUUAGAGCUAGGGGCGGAAAUUGCACAUACAUGUCAUGAGUCCUAUGACAGAACUGCAUUAAAGCUAGGUCCUGAAUCAUUCAAGUUUGAUGGUGCAGUAGAGGCUGUGGCAGUCCGGCAAGCGGAAAAGUAUUACAUCCUCCGUCCAGAAGUAAUUGAAACUUAUUGGUACUUAUGGCGAUUCACGCACGAUCCAAGAUACAGGCGGUGGGGCUGGGAAGCCGCAUUGGCUAUUGAAAAGUAUUGCCGAGUCAGUGGUGGGUUUUCUGGGGUGAAGGAUGUAUAUUCCUCUACUCCUACACAUGAUGAUGUACAGCAGAGCUUCUUUCUUGCUGAGACAUUAAAAUAUUUGUAUCUGCUCUUCUCCGGUGAUGAUCUUUUACCUUUAGACCACUGGGUGUUUAAUACUGAGGCCCAUCCUCUACCAGUGUUACAUUUAUCCAACACCACACUUUCAGGAAAUCCUGCUGUUCUAUGAAAGCAGCUCCAGAAAGACCAUUCUCACCUGUGUUUUGUUUACAUGGACCACUACAGAAAUCAGUCUGGAGGAGGGGCUUUUAAAAACCUGGACCUCUUAAGUCAACAUGGCAGGGUGAAACGUCACUGUUCCCCACAGGACCUUUCAGCUUGUAGAUAGCUCAACUUUGAAAUGAUUCCAUUUUGUAUCUGACCAAAACAUAUUCUGGUGUGUGUGGGACAGAGACCUGAUGUGCUUUGAUUCUUGGUGAAAUGGUCACGUGAGAAAUUACGCCUGUCACGACUAUAUUGUUUUUAGAGUCCUGGAAUCAGGAGACUAGACUUCCUAAGAAUAAGCCAAGAAUGUGGAGCAUCGUGCAGGAGUUAGAGAUGGCCUUUGGAACCAAUAUACACUUGUUUCCUCCCAAAGUGGAGCAGCUUUCAAAUCAAAUGUUUACUCAUUGUUUAUCCCUUUUUUCUCCAUUUUAAAUAAUGGAAUGAACUAAAAUAAACAACACCAGAAGAACAGUAUAACUGCAGCAGCAGCAGGAGGACGCGAAAAAGAAACAGAAGUACCUAUCCCUGUCUGAAUUUUCAAGUUUCCCGAUGGAUGACCAGACUGGCAACCAUUUCAAAUCCCAAUCUAUUCCACUAAAAUGUCUUGGUUAAAUUUAAUUUUCUCUGGGGGCGUGAUCUCACAAAGAAUGCUCUUCAAGUCUUUGUCUCCAUAUAGAAUCAUUGAAACUGCUGUUUGUCACAAGCACUGCUUACGAGCCUGGGUUGGGAUUUUGUGCAUGUUGUUCAGUCUAGUGUUGGUAGCAUGAUAAAAAGUGGGAAAAAUGCCAAGUUUGUUGCCCUGAAAACUGUUGUGAGAGAAAGCCGUGGUUUUGUUGGUAGGAGAUUAUUUCCCCCAAACCAGCAAAUCUACCAAGUAAAUUUUAUCCACUUUUAACCUCAUUAUAAACUUAGUAGAAUCCCUCAACUUACAGCCUUAUUUGCGUGGCUCGGCAAAAUUCACCAUGCUAUUAUGCAGCUCUGAAUUUACCUUGAUGAGUCAAAUUACUUUCACAACUUUUUAAAUCAACAACAAAAUACAGUGAAACUUCCUUAAAUAUUCUGUCUGACAUGGGAACAAGGGAUCCUUUAUUUAUUAUCUCAUCAGAUAAGUGAGCUUUUCACAAAUAUUUUAUGUACAAAAAGAAAUUCAACCUGUAUUUCUCCAAGGAUAUUUAUACAAAUCCAAAGAAUUAAUCAGAAAAGCUUCAAAAUAAUUUUUAGUGAUAAAAGUGUGGUAUAAUUCAUCAUAUUACAGGAAAUUUAUAUCCAUAUAUCCAAGGGACUUUCUUUUACCAUCAAUAGAUUUUGCAAUGAUAUUUCUUUUUAAGGAAAUUACUAUUUCUUUAUAUUUUGUGGGAAAGAACUUAAAUUUAUCAGGAACUAUAUUGUAAGAUAAAUAGCUAAUGAUUAUAAAUUUUCUGACCCUUGAAUUUAUGUCACAGUGCAAGAUACUUUUUUCUUCUUUACAUUUAAUACAAACAGCUUACUUUGAUGAUAAAAGUUGGGAGUAAUAUAAUUAAUUUUGAUAUUUGCUCUGAUUUUGAAGAUUUCAUGAAACAAUGUUUGUGCAAGAAGCUCACCUUGGAAUUCUGAAGGUUUAUUUCCUUAUUUUGAUAGCUUUCCUUUUUAACCUUUUAUUAGCAUGUAGUAGAUUUAAAUUGGGAAAAGAUUUAAUAAAUUAAUAUAAUUAAAUAUUUUCUAAGGGUGAUCAUCUUAUACCACAAAUAGUCAAACAGUCCUCACAGUUCAGUAAGUGAUCCAUGAAUGUAACCACCCCAAGAAUUUUCAGGAUACAUAGAAAACAAGGAGGGACAGCCAGUUGCAUUGAGUUUUUAAGAGAGUUAAAGUUUAGCACAUAUUUUGAAAUUGUAAUAUCUUUUACUUCUUGAAAAAUAAAAAUUUUUAAAUGAGGAGGGUAGAUGACUGUAACUUGAGAAGAGAAAGGGAAAGUAUUUGCUUCUCAAAAAUGUUUGCCCUCAUUUUUAUCCUAAAAAUAGCACAAGCCCACUUAUGAGUCACUAAAAAAUGAAAAAUUUGAGUUGGCAGAACCCAGAGCUGUGCAGAGGGCAAUGAACCUUCCCUACUUUGUUUGGAAGAAUGCAGAGUGAAGGGACCUUCCUGGUUCCCCAGGAACUUCUCAAGGAAUGAGAAGACAUAACCCCCAGCCCCAAGUGCUCUCUUUGUAUUUCUCAGAUGACUGGAACAUAAGAGAAGGCAGAGGAGUGUACGAGCAUGGCCAGCUCUGGUACAAAAAAGCGUUUGAGAGGGACAGUGAAAGGGUCUUCUUUACCCACCCGCUGCCUUAUGAUGAUGAUGAGAAGAUUAGAGCUUAUAACAAUGCCUCCAUUUUUUUCUUCUCUGAACACCAAAGGCAAUUAAAUUAAAGUCAGCUACAAAUGACUUGCCAGUGUCUUCUUUUAUUUUUGUUAACAGAGUUUUGCAAUUAUUUCCUCCAAGAUCAAUCCUUAUCCUUUUUCUGCUUAGUAAAGUAUUUACUUUGCUGCUUAGUAAAGUAAAAUAUUUACUAUAUUCUUAGUAGUAAAGAGUAUUCUUUACUUUCUUCUGUCCUUUACAGUCCUUUGCAUUUUGUAGACCUUAUUACUCAGGUUAAAUACUCAUUACAUUUAUAAGACCUUCUGCAAAGAGCCUAGAAAUGCUUCUUUCCAGGUGCCUCUUGAGAGAGCUGACGCUUCACUUUGUGCCUCUGGCACAAAGGUGCAGAGUAGAUAGUUCAGUUGGUACAUAAAAGGAAAAAAAAAAGAGAUGUUGAACACCCCUCUAACUUCUACAUUUGUUUCUCUUUUAGAAUUUUAGCAUCACACUUUUUGGUUCAAACCAGUAUGAAGUUGUUAAAACCCAGAGCCUGUGGCCCUAACCAAAAAGAAGUCCCAGCGCAGAAAAAUAAGUCCCCGUCAGAGGGUUCUUACUUUCUGGUGGGUCGCACGUGUAUGCUGUUUUAUGUCUCUCUGACACCAAAUUAUUCCUGUCUUUGAGCACAUGUUUAUAUGUAAAAGUAAAACCUGGGUAUUGAGGUUUUUAAUUAUUAAUUACAUUAAUUUUCAUUUUAACUAUUAAAUACAUUAAGGAAUAUUAAUGUAUUCCUUUUGUGGAUUAUUGACCCUGAUUCUCUGUGACGUCGUCUAGGGCAACCCAGGGCUUCACUUGGUAGAUGUUAAUCAAGCAGAUUGAAAUUUCGAUCAGCUUCUCAUUUCCACCCUCCAUGGCCGAAGUCUUUGUCAAAUCUACAAAUUUGUUGAUGAAAGAUUGUGUUUGCCAUUCUCAUUACACAAUUUCUCCUUAAGCCUGGAUUUCUUUGAGUGAAUGCAUGAGUGAGUGAGAGAACAAAGGAACAAACAUGGAGACCCUACUAUGUGCCAGGCACCGGGCUAGGCACUUUUCAAGCAUUAGAACAUUUCGUGAUUCCAGUGGCAAUUUCUGUAUAAGAGUAGUUCAUACCAUUUUAAAUGUUUUCCAGUAUGAAUCAUAUUACAGAUCCUUAAUAUUAUAUUUCAUUUAAAUUAAAGAGGAAACGAAAUGGUUUAUAAUAUAUUUUAAACAAUGUGUUACUAUAUAAAUACUAACAGCUAUAAUUCUAGUUAAUAACUAAAGUCUCUUGGAAAAUGUCAAGGAAAUAGUUGAUUUCUGAUGCAACUUUGACUAAAAUAUUUACUUUAGAAAGAAAGAAAAACAUUCUUAUUUUGCUAUAUCACUUUAAUUACAUAAUUAAAAAUUAGUGUUUUAUAGAAGUGCUGUUUAUUAUAUAUUCAAAAAAUUUUGUCACAUAAUUCAAGGGUAAAACUUGCAGUUAUAAGUUGUUUUUGCCCUGCUGUAGGUCCUACUAAUGGUCCCAUGCUCUUAAAUAUAAAGAAAAAUAUACUAAAAUAUUUCUAAGUUCCAAAUAACAGUUCCUACUAACAGUAUUUUGAGUUCUUUUCUUUAGGUCUCCUUACCCUCAAAUUGGCUAGCUCAUAUCUUAUCCACUCUUUACGUAAAUACAAUUAUACACAGGGAGAUUUUUAAUACUGUCUGUGUGUGUUAAAAAUACGGUUGUUAACUGGUUUUGGCUGCACAAAUUCUAAGCAGAAUAUUUGAGCAACCAAAUAUGAUCUGGAGAUGUUUUAAUGCACUUACUCUGGUUCGAGAACAUUGGUGAAGAUGAUUUUCUGUUACUUUAGCUCGUUCAGAUCAUGAUGGAGUUGUUCUUUUUGAUCUAUAAUGGUCAGCAAGCUUUUCUGUAAACAGCCAGAUAUGAAUAUUUUAGGCUUUGUGAGCCAUACGAUCUCUAUCUCUAGUACUCGGUUCUGCCAUCAAAACGUGAAAGCAGGCAUAGACAAUAUGUAAAUGAAGAGGUGUAGCUGUGUUCCAAUAAAACUUUGUAAUGAAGGCUGGAUUUGGCCCGUGGGUCAUAGUUGUUAACCCUUGAUCCCAAGUUUAAUUUGUGGAAGACUCUGUAAUUUUUGAUUUGCAUCUUUUUUCUGUUUUGAGUUACAUAAUUUAUCUUUAAAGCAAAAAGAUGUGUGUACGAUUGUAUGUAUUUGUGUAACCUAAAGCUAUAUAUUUUGUUGUCUUGAAAAUAGACAUAUUCUUCCGGAGUUUGUUCAGGUUUCAAUAUGAUAUGACUAUCAUGAAAGAGGUGGAUUUUUUGUUCUUAGGAUGUGCUAUCAACCAGUAUCCUUGCCUUGUCAUUUAAUGCCACAAUUCCAGAGUUCCCAUGUGACAGGAAGAGUCUCUGUGGUGUCAAAUUACAUUCUCUGUAAGUUCACCCUGCUCGUUGACCUUUGCACUAGGACUCUGGAUUGCUGGAGCUGCAAAAAUUCCUCCCCUUGAGUACUUUUUAGACCCCUGUGACAAGAAUAUGAUAGAAUUUCUGACCUUUGUGCUGUAGAAAUCAAUCUCUUGAAAAAUUUUAAGCAACAAAGACUGGGUUAUGUGCCUCAUUUGCCAUUUAGCAGCCACUGUUCCUUUUUUAGACUGUAAAAGGGUCCUGCACCUGUUACCUCUAGAGCAGCCUAAAUCCAAGUACAAAGCACAGGUAUAUCCAAAAGCAGUUUCCCUUCCUCUUUUCUCGCAUAAUACUUCACAUCCUUUACACAUCAAUGGCAUUAUUUCCAAAUGCCAAUACACAUCAUCUUUAAAUUAAAGCAUCUCUUGCCCUCAGCCUUGCACUUCCACUGUUGAACGACUGAUCCAUUUUAAACUUUGUUUGAGCCCAGCAGAACUCAUGAAAUUGCUCAUAAAAUUACCUGACACCUAUUACUCGUAUAUGCAUUGCAAUGCACCAAUCAUCCUGAGAGAAUAGAUUUUUCACUAAGAAGUUCAUCAAGUAUUUCAGUAUUUUUUGGAAACUCUAGAGGAGGCAAAGCCUGUGUUCAGAGUGGUAGAGGGAGCACAUUAUAAAUGAGCUGCCUUUCUAAGUCCAACAUGCUGUACAGAUGGCUUCAGCUGAGUGUCAGUGUAAAUACACAAACACAUAAACCCACAUACAUACAUGUUCGUAUGCAGAGGAUUUCCAACUAUUGCAAAUGUCUUGCAGCUCUUUGAAUGCUACAGAACUCUACUGCAAAUUGCGUACCAGAAAACUACAUGGAGAUAAGCUCAGCUCUUUCUUGGGAAAAAUUGUGUUUUAGAAAAUUUAGAAAUUAGUUUCCAUUGGAUUAAUUAAAUUAUCUCCAGUUUUAAUUACUGGAUUUGGAAUUUGAAGUGCUGUCCCUCAGUCUCACUGGUCUCAAAUUCACUGAUAGAGUUUUUCCCUAAACUAAUAAGUGGGGUUAGUAUAACCUCCGAAAUCAGUACCCACUGGCUGCUCCUGGACUGAUUUCCAGUCAUGCUCUCCAUGUGUAAUUUUUACAAAAUAAAGGUAAUAUUGUAUAUUAAAGAUCAAAUAAAGAUAUUCUUUAAGUGAAAA